Messenger RNA from Labrus bergylta (ballan wrasse), 4341 nucleotides. It is a transcript of the gene slc34a2a, whose product is annotated as solute carrier family 34 member 2a. Gene Ontology annotation, cellular component: apical plasma membrane; vesicle; brush border. Lineage: Eukaryota; Metazoa; Chordata; Actinopteri; Labriformes; Labridae. Gene Ontology annotation, biological process: intracellular phosphate ion homeostasis; sodium-dependent phosphate transport. The record is from RefSeq and is a predicted model, not a curated record. Gene Ontology annotation, molecular function: sodium:phosphate symporter activity.
CAAGCUUUGAGAGAUGUAUUCAGCUUAUCUGUGAGGCGGUCGUAUCUUUGAUGAUUUGAAUGCUGCACUCCCCUCGCCCUCCUGCUCACAACAUCUACCACUCUACCUGUGUGGAGGCAGCAUUUCUUCACCUGAAGCCCAGGUGAGCUGAGCAGCACACCAAGCAUGGACUCUCUACGCCCGCCACAGACAAUGAAGGAUCCAAACAAAGGCUCAGAAGACAGCGAUGAGGGACGAGAAAAUGAUAGCAAAGAGGUGAAAACGAGCCCGUCUCAGUCAACUCUGGCUCUGGUUGAGGAGGAGCCGGAGGAUGGGGACCCAUGGGACAUGCCAGAGCUGAAGGACACCGGGGUCCCGUGGUCAGCUCUGGACACAAAAGGGAAGGUGUUGCGAGUCUUCUUGUCCAUUGCGAAGUUGAUCAUGCUGCUGAGUUUCCUCUACAUGUUCAUCUGCUCUCUGGACAUCCUCAGCUCAGCUUUCCAGCUUGUUGGAGGAAAAGCCGCAGGUGACAUCUUUCAGGACAACUCAGUUCUGUCCAAUCCUCUCGCCGGUCUUGUCAUUGGUGUUCUGGUCACCCUGCUGGUCCAGAGCUCGUCCACCUCCUCCUCCAUUGUCGUCAGCAUGGUGUCCUCUGGAUUGCUUUCGGUCCAGCUGGCUGUUCCAAUCAUCAUGGGCACCAACAUCGGCACCUCUGUCACCAACACACUGGUUGCCAUGACACAGGCUGGUGAUCGCAGCACCUUUCGCAGGGCUUUUGCAGGAGCCACAGUGCACGACUUCUUUAACUGGCUCUCUGUGCUGGUGCUGCUGCCUCUGGAGGUCGCUUCUGGUUAUCUGUACAAGGUCACCAAGCUCAUCAUCGACUCCUUCCAAAUCCAGAGUGGAGAGGCCCCAGAUCUGUUAAAUGUGAUCACUGACCUGACCGACGCUAUUAUAGAGCUGGAUAAGUCUGUCAUUAGUCAGAUUGCCACCGGAAACCCAGAAGCCAGGAACAAGAGUCUCAUCAAGAAAUGGUGCCAAACCUUCACAAACACAACUGUAAAGAACGUAACAGUUCCUGGACCAGAGAACUGCACAUCUCCGUCAUUCUGCUGGGAAGAUGGCAACGACACAUACACGCUGAAGAACAUUUCAGAGACAUUCAAUAUCCAGAAAUGUACACAUCUCUUUGUGAAUGUAAAGCUCCCUGACCUGGCAGUGGGUCUGAUCCUGCUGGCUCUCUCUCUCUUGGUUCUCUGCUCCUGCCUCAUCCUGAUCGUGAAGCUGCUCAACUCCAUGCUGAAGGGGCAGGUGGCUGGAGUCAUCAAGAAGAUCCUUAACACCGAUUUUCCUUUUCCAUUUGGAUGGGUCACGGGAUACAUCGCCAUCUUUGUUGGAGCUGGAAUGACCUUCAUUGUGCAGAGCAGCUCCGUUUUCACUUCUGCUAUAACCCCGCUUGUUGGUAUUGGUGUCAUCAGCAUAGAAAGAGCGUACCCAUUGUCUUUGGGGUCAAACAUUGGCACGACCACCACAGCAAUCUUGGCAGCCAUGGCUAGUCCUGGAGACACACUGGCUAAUGCUCUACAGAUUGCCCUCGUGCACUUCUUAUUCAACAUCUCCGGCAUCAUUCUGUGGUAUCCGAUCCCUUUCACCCGCAUUCCCAUUCGGCUGGCUAAAGGUCUGGGAAACAUCACAGCCUCCUACCGCUGGUUUGCCGCAGUCUACAUCAUCUGCUGCUUCUUCGUUUUACCGCUCUUUGUCUUCAGCCUCUCGCUGGCUGGUUGGGAGGUGCUGGUGGGCGUGGGUGUACCUCUGAUCGUCAUGUUGAUCAUCAUCAUAGUGAUCAACGUACUGCAGAAAAAGAAGCCCAGGUGUCUGCCCGCAGUGCUGCGAUCCUGGGACUUCCUCCCUCUCUGGGCCCACUCCCUGGCUCCCUGGGACAAAGUGGUGGGUGUGUGCACGGCAAAAUGCUGCUGCUGCUGCAAAUGCUGCCAGGUCACAGCUGAUGACCAAGAACAUAUAGAGAAACAAUCAGCAAACAACAAGAAGAAACCAUCCACAGAGGUGUACGAUAACCCUGCAAUGAGUGCAGAGAAGGAGGUGGAGAAUGAGAUAAAGGUAGAGCUUCAGAUUCUGAAAAACACCCGGCUUUAAAACUUAAUUUAUGAACAUAUAUGUGUGACAAUAUGAAAUGUGUAUUUGCCGGACCAAAGGGGAAACUGAUCAUGUUCAUGUUGGGAAUGGUUGUAUAGGGAAUUUCAAUUCUUAGUGUAUCAGGACAACAACAACAAAAAACAGUUGUGUGAUGUUUAGAAGAAGUGGCCUUUAAAGGAUAAGACGGAUGGUAGACUAAUGUUGUUUUUUAAAUUUAUUGUCAACAAAUCUCAUGGAUAGACCCACACCAACAAUGUGUAAGUCGCUAUCUCUAAACUUUUUAACUUUUCCAUUCUCUGUCUGGUCUAUUUUUUUAUCUCUACACAUUCAGCUCCUGCAAAAGAUGUGACUAAAUCUUUAAACCCACCUGAACACUGCAAUAUUUUAAGAAAAGGCAAAUUAAUUUCCCAAAGGACGCUGAGCACAGCAACUGCCAGACAUCUUUGUUUAAAGCAAAAGAAAAUAGUUUAUUUAUUGGGCACACUUUUUAUCUUUGGAUUAUGACUAUUCUGCUGUGUAUUUAUGGAGGGAGUAAUUCGACCAGCUUAAUAUAAAGUACAUCAUACUUGAGAAAAUGUCCCACUGGCAAUGGUGGGGCUCAUGAAGGAGUUAGUAACAUAGCUGGUAUAAAACAUGGAGGUAGUGUUAGUGAUGUCACCUAUCGGUUUCUGAAGAGGAAUUAUGAAGCCCAAUGAUGGAAAUGCCAUAUUGGAAAUGCUUUGCCCACCUUACUUUCAAUGAAUGUAGAACAUUGGUUCAACCUGGGGUGCGGACUCCUUAGAGGAGGGCGUGAGGCUUUGUCGUCUCUGAGGUUGUAAAAAUAGGAUUUGCACAUAUUAACUAAAAUCAUGAUAACACACACUUACAUGAUAGCUCAAGCAAAGGUCUUUAUCUGAGAACAAGUGCGUGUAGGCCUAUUCUGUCGGGAUUUUAUCUUUUAAUUUUUUAUUUGUUGCACUUCUGAAUUGGCUUCAUUUUCAACACCUGAGGUCAUCACUUAGUUUUAACCACUAGCUGAGUUAGCAGCUCCACCAUGAUGAAAGAGAUUCCUCUGCUCCAGUGUACUAUAACUUAAAGCUAAAAUUAAUCAAUAAUUUGAUUUAAGGUGAUAUUGCCCAUCCCUUAUUUAUUUAAUAAUAUUAUAAUUAUUUAUUUAUUAAACACUGGCUUAUUUAAAGGAAGAAUGUGCAACUUUUUCAUCUCAUUUCAUUUCAUCUCUUUCCACUCACCUUCAUAUGAAUGAGUUAUCAAUUACAACACACCAUAAUUAAAGGCAGGGUUGGUCAUUUUCUAAAACUAGCAUGAUUUUGAAAGUAGCAUUCCCUCAGUGCUCCGUCUGCACCCCCCCCCCCCCCCUCCGUGCUCCUUCAAAGGCCACGCCCUGCACUUACAUGCACCAUUGGUCCAGGAGCGGAGCUCAGCUCAUGCUUUGAGCGUGGGCUUGUGGAGUAGAGAAUGAGCAGGGAGGCGUGAUUGGUUCAUCAAAUUGUUACCUCGUGGCAGACAUUGGUCAAAGUUUUUACAGGCUUACAAACUGCUACAGAUUGUUUUCAGAGCACAUGAGUUAUUAAUGUCUGUCAAUCAAAAUCUUAAAAACUGUAUCUGGAGAUAAUUACCAACCCUGCCUUUAACCACCAUUAACUGCAAGCGACGGACAAAAUUGUCCUGUGACCUGCAUUGUUGUGUUAGCAUGCUAAUGUUAGCACACUUUGGUUAACUCAUAGCUUCAUAUUGAACAUAAAUUGACACAGAAUGGCUGUGAUUUUUUUGAAAGAGGAGGCUGCAUUUUGAAAGCGUGUGCUGUUGGUCUUUAGCUUAUCUUCUAUAUUAUGUUCAUCUGUAAUCUGUUCUGAAGAGGCUCUGGCAUCAACGCACUUGAACUGCACAAAGAGUCCGAUCUGCUGACACGUUUUUUUUUUUUUUUAUCUUUUGAAGAAAAGAAUGGACAGACUCUCACGUUGUUUCCACAUUUCUAUCAGGUGUCGUUUUGUGAAUUUUUACAGGGGACACGUUUCUGUGUAUAAAAGACAGUAAUCCAUAAAGCAUCGUUUUAAGGUGUACAAAAUAUUUUGUAAUUCAGAAGGAUAAUUGUAUUCAAGGAAUAUAAUUUAAAAUGAGAUGACUGUGCAUCUAACUUAAUGUUUUUAACUUGUAUAUUAUGUCUCAGAAAUACAUGAAUAAUUUCAAAAUAAAAGACUGAAAAUGGUG